AUGGCCACACACUCUGAUGGAAUCCUUGCCUCAGUUUCUGGUGUCAGCACUCCCGUUGAAGCUAACGGGCAUGCUGUCAAGAAGGUUGUCAAAUCCCUUCCAGCAGACUUCUACACGCAGUUUUUGUCCGACGCUGCCAAAGAACUGAAGCCCAGUCCCAUUCGUGGGUUGUUCCCAUUGGAAAACAAGCCAGGCGUGAUAUCGCUCCUAGCGGGAAAACCCAACGAUGCCAUGUUUCCGUUCAAAUCAUUAUCUUUCAACAUUGUCUCCCCUUCGGAUCCAUCGCAGGAACAGUCAAUCUCGUUAUCUGGAAAGGAUCUUUCGGUUGGCCUGCAAUACGGCGCUACUGGCGGUCUUCCUCGUCUCUUGCACUGGUUCAUGGGAUUGCAAGCGCUCUCUCAUGGUCGCAAAUCAGGCGAAGGAUGGAAUAUAUCCAUUGGCAGUGGUUCACAGGACUUGAUUUAUAAGGCGGUCAACGCUUUAGUGAACCCCGGAGAUUCUGUCCUCGUGGAGUCUCCAGUGUAUGCUGGUGUCAUCCCAAUGUUUUCAACUCUACACUGCGAGCAGAUCGAGGUGGAAACAGACGCGGAUGGGGUGUGUUCUCAUUUGUUACGCGAUAUCUUGGAGAACUGGCCUGUCGGAAAGCCGAAGCCGAAGGUCUUAUACACGGUACCCUACGGUUGCAACCCCACCGGUAUGACAGCGACCCUUGAGCGUCGCAAGGAAGUAUUACGGCUUGCACGUGAACAUAAUUUCUUGAUUCUCGAAGACGAUCCCUACUUUUACCUGUACUUUGGAAAAGCCGCUCGGCCGCUUUCAUACUUCCAGCUGGAACUUGACGAGCCUGAGGUCGGCCGAGUUCUCCGGUUUGACAGCUUCUCCAAGAUUCUCUCCGCAGGCAUGCGCAUGGGCUUUGCGUCGGGCCCGAAGCCUCUCAUUGAUGCCAUUGACUUGUAUACUGGAAUGGCCAACCUACAAGCCUCAUCACUCAUCCAGGCUAUCACACUCGCACUGGUUGAGGAAUGGGGCUACGACAAUUUCUUUGCCCAUACGCGGGCUGUUGCCAACUUCUACCGCGAGAAGCGUGAUGUGUUCGAGUCUGCUCUGAAUGCGCACCUCGGUGGACUUGCGGAAUGGUGUACCCCUGAAGCGGGCAUGUUUUUCUGGUUCAAGCUCCUUCUUUCACCAAAUCAAACACCCGGCGUAGAUGAGGGUGACUCAGAAGACCUCAUACGAACUAAGGCAUAUGAGGGUGGUGUGCUCGCACUCCCUGGUACUGUCUUCCUUCCCAACGGACGUAAAACGGCGUUUCUCAUCAUGUCGACUUUCGGGCGCAACAGACAAUCAGUAUCAGACAUCGAACAAGAACUCUACGACAUAUUUAACAAACACCCAGAUUCGCGUGAAAUCCAAUCAGGAGAACUAGCGAUACCCGCAGAUGCACUCCCAGAUGUACUCAGUGCCUUCUCGGCCUCGUAUGAUGGCGUCGACCUGCUCGACGAUCGCGAGAUGGGCGAGCUCAAGGAAAUCCUCGCAAGCAGUCCCGGGAUUGAAGUGACACCUCAGAUCUUACUCCAGUUCGUCGCAGAGAGGACGAGGCAUAGUCCGCGAGACAGCCCACACAGCUCGCCUUUGGAAGAAGAUGUAACGCUGCCCGACGAUCGCGGGCGCAAUCCUUUUUCUCGCAGUACCAACCACUCGCGAUCAUCUAGCAGAGGCUCUGUAGGAACCUCACGCGUCCCCAGCCGACCACCGUCUGUGCCACCAAGGACACCUACCACGACAGUUGGCUCUGCCUUUGACACGUCGCGACGACAGCGAACAACCCCUUUGGAUGCACAGCCCCCUUCAAGCUGGUCAAAGCGCCCAGCGCCUGCCAACAGACGGAAAAGUAUUGAUGGCGGGUCUCAACGCGCUCUUAGUGACUCGGAAUCAUCUUUCUCCUCCAGUCCCGGUGCCUUCAGUCGAACGCGCGCGCCGUCAAAUCCAACGAGUCCUUCGGGCAUGUCCAUAGGCCUCUUCUCCUCUUCCUCUAUGGGUUCGCCACCUUUCGCGCGUCCGCACUCCCGUACCCAGUCGCAGCCCUUCACUAGCAUUGGGAUCCACUACUCGUCUCCAGACCGAGAUCACCUCUCUUCGGGAGAGCAUUCACCUGACUUCGACUCAUCCUUUGAAUACCCACAGAAAGGCGACAAUUUUGCGCGCCAAAUCUCCUCGUUGCCCAUGCCACACUCAGCAUCUGACUCGGACUCUGAUGGUGAGAAUGAGUCAUCUUUAGGCUUAGUUAUGGAUCGUUCAGCAACGUCGUCGACCGUGUCCCUCGAGCCCAUGGACCGGCUGGACGCAUUACAGAAGGCCAACGCAGAGCUGGGGCGGAAGCUGAUCGAGGCUGAGAGGACACUUGAGAACAGGCUGAAUGAGCACGACGUAGAUUUGGAUGAGAUGCAGGGGCGCUUGGAAGAACUCAAGAGCGAACUUACCUCUACAAAGCGGGAGGAGAAGGAGCUCAGGACGAAGGAGCGAACCAACUCAACCCAAAUCACGGCGCUGGAGUCCGAAAUCGCAAAGUUGCAGAAAAGUUUGGAGAACGCGCGUUCGUCAUAUCAAAGCUUGCAGAAGCAGUACCAAGAGCAAUGUGCGGAAUCUGAACGCUACCGCAACCAGCUCCGCCGUCGAGACCAAGAAAUCAAAGAUUACCAAGAUGCUGCCGCGCUCCAAUCGCUUGAAGCUGCGAAGUGGACUAAAGAAGCAUCAUCCUACGAAGAUCGCCUUGCACAUCUUGAAGAGGAGCUAGCCAUUGCGCAACAAGCCCACGCCCUGCUCGAUGAACAGAAGCAGGAGAACCUUUUGCUAAAGGAGACCAUCGACCGCAUGCGGUAUGAUAUGGACGAGAUGCGCAAUGCUGCGACGAAUGCGGCUGCGGGAAGCGGGCACUCUAGUGCGGCGAAUACUAUGAGCAAGAGUCUGGGUGCUGAACUCAUGGGAAAGAUGGGCGGAGGCUGGGGUGGCGAGGAUGAUGAAGAUGAAGAUGAGAGUGAUAGUGGCGAAUUGGAACUGGAUGUGGAUGAAGAUACUGAGGAGGAGGAGGACGUCAUUCAAACCAUCAUCACUCGGAAGAAGAGGAAAGUUGGCCGUAUUAACAAAGCCGAGACCGUCACUUUUUCAGAAACCAAAGAAUACACCGAUGCGUCCACGCAACACUACGUUGCAGAGCAUACAUCAGCAUGUGAAAUGCAGACAGAUCCAGAACCAAAGAUUCUUACUUCCUCGUCCUCUAUUCAAACAGAAGAAGUUUCCCGUGGCAUCUUUGCGAUCCAAACCGAUCCAGAAGCCGUAUCCACGCCACGGAUCACAUCAAGCAUUGAAAUCCAAACAGAUGAGCCGGAAUUAGAGGUCUCUCGGUCUGCGUCACCGCAAGUCACCCCGGAAGACGACGAGGCACUCGCGUCUUCAUCGUCGACCGUCCUCCCUCCCACGCCCAAGGGGCACCUAGACCCUCCUCACCUGAACGACGCACCUCCUUCCUACAAUUUCGUGACUGAGCUCGAACAAGUCAAUAAUGCCUUGAUGGACCGACACAAAGGAAUCACCAUCCCAAUACGUGGCAUUCCCGGAGGAAUUUCAGCAGAUGCCGUCGACGAGUGGAAAGCACUGAAGGAGGAACUCGGCGUGGAAUGCGAGAUGAUAGAUGAGCUGAUUGCCUGCUCGACGACUAAGCGUCAGCCGCGUCGCCAGAACCGUUUCUACAAAAUCUACAAUACCUAUGUCAUCGGCAAGGGCGGAAACGAAGGGGGCGAAGAGGGCGAUGCUUGGCUUACUGGGGCUGCUCGGCAGGCGCUCAUCAGCGCUGGGGCUAUGGCGCUCGUAUUCCUUUGCAUGAACUCGCGUCUACCAGCCAUCGGGGCGCAGUAUUCACCCGUUGGUGGCCCAACGGUUUACGACCGCGCUGCAUGGUCGAGCUUCAACAGUAUGCAAGGACCGGGCGAAGGCUUCGGAUAUGAUGGUACUUCUGCGGUAUGGAACAUUAUGGGGCGUGUUGGUUUUGGUGCUGCUAGGAUUGCAGGUGGCUGGCCGACAUAA
Messenger RNA from Suillus clintonianus, 4080 nucleotides. Its product is annotated as pyridoxal phosphate-dependent transferase. Bases 1 to 4080 code for a protein of 1359 amino acids. The transcript is spliced from 15 exons. Gene Ontology annotation, molecular function: pyridoxal phosphate binding; transaminase activity. Lineage: Eukaryota; Fungi; Basidiomycota; Agaricomycetes; Boletales; Suillaceae. The record is from RefSeq and is a predicted model, not a curated record. Gene Ontology annotation, biological process: biosynthetic process.